Messenger RNA from Parasteatoda tepidariorum (common house spider), 5315 nucleotides. RefSeq lists its product as uncharacterized. NCBI's taxonomy places the organism in Eukaryota, Metazoa, Arthropoda, Arachnida, Araneae, Theridiidae. The record is from RefSeq and is a predicted model, not a curated record.
UGUGCGCGCGCAGUGCAUUCUGCGCUAUUGUUAAAUCGUAGCUAUCAGUAUAGAUUUUAAUUAAUAAUCCUUUACUAAUUGCUGCAGUUUUACGAAUUAUAAGCUUACUGAUGUAGUUUUUAAUUAUAGCCAAGUCUAUUACCUAUCAUCAAUGGUUAAUGAUAAAGCUACCUUAACAGCUUCUUGGUCUCUUAAGAAAUGUAAUAAAUGGCUAUAAAGAAUUUUUGGGACAGUUUAUUUCCACAUCCUCCACCAAAUGUUUCCUUUGAAAAUGGAUCAAUUGACGUUGCACUUAAAAACUGUUUUGGCAACUACGACACAACAGCUUGUGUCAGGAAUUCCUUGCUGACUUCCAUUGGAUUGAUGUUGGGUUUCUUUUGUAUUCUACGUAUAACAAAACUACACAUUCUUCGACACCCGCAAAUUCAUCAAUUUCUAGUGUUUUACCUAGCUAGCUUAGAAAUAAUAUGUUUAAUUGUAAAAUGGAUGGUUUUGGAGAGUUGGUACCAACUGGAAUUAGCUGCAUCCUUUUUAAAGAUGGUUCAAUUUAUCAUUUUAUGUCAUUUUCAUUGGUCUCUUGCUUUACGAAUUCUUCAUCACCAAAGCCUGGUUAAUCGGGUAAUUAUGCCAUUGUUAACAGGAUUUUUAUGUUUCUACUCCUGCUUUACAGUAUUGGGAUUAAUGACUCAUUUUUCAACUUGGGAUGAAUGUCUAGCUCCUCAUUGGAUACUUUUAUCUUUUUUGGAGUUUUUGGGCAUUCAGCUAUAUGUUGUGGCUGGUAUAAAUAUCACUAAGAAAAUAAAUUCUGUUUCUGCUAUGGAUUCCUUCAAGUGGGAGCAGAAAAGAGAUCUGUGGAGUGUGAUACUGACAUAUGAAGUUUCAUCAGUAGUGACAGUAGUAUAUUAUUCUACUCUCCAAGGAUUGGGAGAUCUUGAAAUUGGGUGUAGUGGUAUAUUUGCUCAUGCUCAAAAUAUAUAUUCACCUGUUUAUGCAGUUGUAAUGGUUCUAAUAUAUCUUGGACCUAUUUGGAUAAUGUUGUUUGUAUUUUAUCCAACCAGAGGUGGUUUAUCAAGUGAACAUCAAAGACUUCUCUUAUGGGGCUCAUGUGAUGGUUCUUCAACUUCAACCUUUAGUCCUGUUCCAAGGUUUCAAGAUUCCUACAAACAGCUAAUCUUGCCUGUUGAAAAUGUGCAGAAUAUUGGUAGUUACGAAUAUCCUGUAUUGAGAAGAUCUGCCUCUUCACCAGCUUUCUUCUCAAAAUCGCCCUUGACGCCUAUUUAUGAAGACACAAUUUCUCCAUCACGUGUCUCUGUUCCAAACUAUGGAACCAUGGCAACUUGUUCCUCCCAACCUGAAAAUUACAAUCCUCCCAGAACAAGAUGCAGGCAUGACAGUGGCAUGCCCACCAAGGAUGUAAAGGGAACGAAAAUUAAAGUUGUCUCCCUUAAUCAGUGUUCAGGCGAAAUGGAAGCCGUGCCCCCUUCUCCUGCUGAACGAAUUUGAAAGCACAAAAAUUGAAAAUAUCUUUGCUAGAUAUUGGAUUUAAGAAAGCAUUGAACUUGAAAUCAAAUUCGUACAUAGAAUAUUACAGUUAAAAAAUAAUAAAAUUUUAAUUUUCACUGAUAUAAAAAUGUCGGAUUAAAUCAGAUAGCAUGUUAUUAUUUUUAAAUGUUAAUCAGUUUGUAAAAUAUGAUAAUAAUUGUUUAGUUUUUUAACAUUGAUAGUAUUAUAUAGUUUACCUUUGUGCUGUAAUGCUAUUUUUUUUAAUCGUGUAUUAUUCCUUUUAAUGAAACAAAAGUAGAAGAUUUUAAAAUAUAUGUAUGUUUUUACUGAGUUAGAAAAAUGCAUUCUAAAAGGUAUUAGUAUUGAACUAUUCCUAUCUUUCAAUUAUACCUGCAGUGUAUUUUAAGUUUAUAAUUGUCUAAAAAGUUAUGCAUAAUCCGAAUAUUUAACUAUUUAUUGAGCUACUGAACAUUUAUUGCUUGUUAGUUUUUCUAUUUGUGUGAUAUAUAAUAGCAAAAAUUUUAAUUUUUGCUGUUCUCUUAGUAGUUUUAUCGUUUUAACAAUGUUUUGUGAAUAUUUUGUUUGUGUACAAAAAAUACUUCUAACAGUUUAGUUAGAAUUUUCUCUUUAAAUUCUAACUUCUUUCUGUUCCCUAAAAAGUCUUAUUUCUUUCACUUUGAUUGUAUAACUUAAAAUUUGAGUUUUGUUAGGUUUUGCUUUAAUAUAUAUAAAUAUUUUUUUAAUAAGAAAAUGUACAUUUUAUUAAGCAGAUAAUUUAAAGAAUUAACUUGCAAAAUACAAAAUGUAAAUUUUGCUAAAAUAAAUCUUUUUUUUUUUAAUAACCUAAUUAUAUUAGCCAUUAAAAUAUUUUAAGCAACUUAUCGAAUUCAAAUAAAGCCUAUAUUUUAAUGCAUCACUAAACUUCAAUAUUUUUUAACAAAACAUGAUCAAUUUAAAGAGUUUUAUUGAAUAAUUUUUAUUGCUAAUAUGGGAAAAACCUUUUGAAUUGCAUAUUUAUUUGAUUUAAGACAUUAAAAUAUGUGAUUAAAAAUAAGCUGGACGCUAAGCUUACUAGUCAAAGAAGUAUUUUAUAAAGUGAUAUAUUCUACUUUAAAUUUUAUCUUAGCUAUUCACAGGGUAUUCAAUAGUUAGAGUUUAUCUUUUGAUAACUUGUUUGUUUUGUGACUCUAACGCAUCAGUUUUCUUUUAUUGGCACAAAAAUGUUUACUAUAUUAAUUUGGAUAUUGAAACUUUUAGUAUUUUUUAAUUUUAAUUGUAAUGAUUUAGGUAAAUUGUGAAUUAAGGGUUAAAAUAAAAAGGGGAUUUUAUGUCUUUAAAGUUCUCAGAUCUAAAAAAAAAAAAAUAUUUUAACGUCUUUUUUUUAUUAUUUAUUCUUGGUAUUAAAUUCAUUUUAGAAUAAACUUGGUUGUUUUAAUUAUUCAUUAGAAUACUUGCCAAAUUUUCAAAUUGUCCCUUAAUUUUUUAUUACAUUUUGAUCUACUGAAGUUAAAGAAAACUAAAAUACUUGCAAUUCUUUUAUAAUCUUGUGAUAAGUAAAUAUAUGUUAUUUAGAAAAGAGGAAACAUGUGUUAUUUUCAAUGUCGGCUACCUUUUUUGGCUUCAAAUUUUCUACUUAUAUCAUUAUUUUCUUUCCCACAUUGUGUGUGUGUAACAGUGAUGAUUCUCAUUUUUUAGAUGGUAGACUUUUAUUAGUUAUAAUAUAUUUUGUGCAUUAAGUUGUUUAUGUGCUAUAUCAAUUUAUUUUUGAAUUUUUUUUCUUAUUUAUGGUUAUUUAUGUUGCUGUUAUGUGAUGUUGUCAUUCUUCCAUUGUAUUACUAAUGCUGCAGUAAAAUAUUUACAUAUUGUCGAAAAAAAAUUGGUAUCAGUUAAAUCAAGAAUUUCCUUUCAGAAAUUUUUUUUGAUAGAUUCUUUCUUUCUCAGAAUAUCUUACGACAAAAAAUAGAGUCAAAGUUUUUAAUUAAGCUCAACUUUUACUAGAAACGUUUUGAACCAGUUUUAACUUCGAUUUUUUUUUCGAUAUAUAGAAAUCAUUAUCUGUAUAUAUAUUCAGAGAAUUUUUCAUAGUUUCAGAAAGAAAUUUUACCUAGUGGUAGCAAGGGUAAUAUUUUAAUAAAUUAAACGAAUUUUGUUCACUAAAAACAAGUGUAAUUUAAACAGAUACAUAUAAAAUCAUAUCAACAAAAGCUUAAGUUUUAAUAAUUUUUCAAAAAUAUUUGUUUCAAAAAAUUCUGUUUCAGUUCACUACCACUGAAAAAAAUAUAAUUCAAAACUACAGAGAAUCCAUAGUUGUUGCUGGAAUCUCUGUAUAUUUCAAGUAAUACAGCUAGUUUUCAAAAGGAAAGAAGAAACUAUGAAUAUUUUCGAAUCUAAUGUGCAUAAUUUCGCAAUAAUGUAUUGUUUGAAUUUUUUUCUUUUUUGUACAAGAAUAAAUGUUGUCAUUUAGUUAUAGUGUAUAAACCAGAGCUGUAGAGUGUGAAAAUUUUUACCAAAUCCUAUGAAAAAUUAAUAUUGUACCUUAAGUAAAUGUUAAUUUUAAAUUAUAUAUUUCUAUUUUUUAACUUUCAUUGGAGUUAACAUUUAAACGCUUUAUAUUAAAGCACAAUAAGUGAAAAAAUAAAUUUUAAAAGUUGUGUUUGUCAUAAUAUUUAAUUGUACAAAAUCAUCAGAUAUAAAUAUCUCACAUGCAUGCUCAUACAUAAACAUUGUAUGACAAAAGAUUCUUUAAUUGAGAUUCAUGAACUGAAAACUAUGACAGAUGAUACAUUAAAUUCAUUUGCAUAUCUUUUUAUUAGUUUUGAAAUAAAAGAUAAUCUAUGAUUUAUUUAUUUACAAAGAUAUUUCGAAAGGUUAUUUUUUAAAAGUUUAACCAAACAUUGGUUUAAAAGUUUUCAAAUAUGAUAAAUCAAGUUUGUGACAAUUGUCAAAAAAACAAGUAUUGUUGACAAUUGGUAUGAACAAUUGUCAAAAAAAUUCAUUAAAAUAGUAUUUUUGUUUGAAUAAUUUUUAAUAGAUCAAAAACCUCUUCUUUUAACUUAUGAAACUUAAUUUUAAUUGUAACUGGAGUCUAGUUUUUUUUUUUUUUUUUUUUUUUUUUUUUUUUUUUUUUUUUUUUUUUNUUUUUUUUUUUUUUUGAUUCUUUCACUCUGCAGUCCUGGUAUAACCUAAUUAUUUUGUGAAGACUGUGUUAUAUUCAUCAUUAGUUUCUACGAAAAUUUAACUAACCACUUUGUAUUUAAUCUAAAUAUCAUAAGAUAGUUUUUUUUUUUUUUUUUUUUUUUUUUUUUUUUUUUUUUUUUUUUUUUUUUNUUUUUUUUUUUUUUUUUUUUUUUUUGUGCUCCAUACAACUGUGAGGACUUACAUAAAUUGUGAGUUUUAAUUUGUUGGGAAGAAUACUUAUGUGGUGCAAAAAUGUUUAAAUAAAUGUGAGUUGAAAGAUCUAUCAAUUUUUCUUUCACCAUGUCUUUCUAUUUUCGAUACUAUUUAAAUUGUAUGAGUUGUAUAAUUGCUUAUGAAGGGAAAUUUUAAUGUUCUCUACUUCCUCAAAUUCACGAGCUUUAUUUUAAUACUAAAAUAGCUUAUUUAUAUAUGUGUGUUACCUACUUAAAAAGGAUUUAGUGAAAUUUGAUCUGACUGUUUAUUUCUAAUUGUAUAUAUGCCCAUGACUUGUGUUAUUGUUUAUGUUUGUUUUUUAAAACUUUAGAUUUUAUAUUAUAUUUUUGGCAUCUGUAUAAAUGCUUCUCUUAAUAGUGCCUUAUGUAUAUUUUAAAGAAAUAAAGAAUAUUAUAAUUUCA